AUGGAAAGAGCGAAGGCACAGAGGGUGUCCAAUAAAUUGCAACAGACUUUCCACCAUUCUAAAGAACCCACCUUCCUUAUCAACCGUGUCAUUCUAGCCCCUAACUCCCAUGCCAACCUUUGUCCACAAACAGUCCCCAUCGACUCUGCUGAAAAAAGUCAGACGAACCCUUCAAAAAAUAGACCUGGAACAGUGACACUCACCAAACGCCCCAAUAGGAAGAAGAUGUCUGACAGCCAGCCCAGCCCCCCUGUGAUCCUCGCCCGCAGGCCUGCAUUCCGGAUCUGUUACAUCUGUGGCCGAGAGUUUGGGUCCCUGUCGCUGGCCAUCCAUGAGCCUCAGUGCUUGGCAAAGUGGCGCAUUGAGAACAGCAAGCUGCCCAAGCAUCUGAGGAGACCGGAGCCCUCCAAGAUCCAGCCGCUCAGCAGCAGCGGAGCCUACAAUCUUGAAGAAGCAAAUGAGGCUGCAUUUCAGAGUUCCCAGGCUCAGCUGCUCCUCUGUGAAUUCUGUGGUCGCACCUUCUUGCCAGAUCGUCUUCUGGUCCACCAGAGGAGCUGCAAGCCUACGGAUGACAGGCUCCAAGCCCCGAGUGCCAGCUAUUCUGAUGAAUCUGUCGGUCUCGAGAAAGUGCCUAGUGGCCUCCCAGCCCAACCACGGACACUCCUCUGCUACAUCUGUGGCAGAGAAUAUGGCACCCGAUCUCUUCCCAUUCACGAGACCAAGUGCCUGGAAAAGUGGAAAGUAGAAAAUGACCAUCUCCCCAGAGAGUUCCGCAAGCCACUUCCACAGAAACCUCAACCCCUUCCACCUGGACAGUCCACCCAAGAGGGUCCAAGUCAAGCUCAGCUGGUGCCCUGUCCAAACUGUAAUCAGACAUUUGCCCCUGACCGUCUUUUGGUCCACCAGAGAAGUUGUCAAGCUCGACUUCAUCAGUCUAAAGUUGUGAACUUGACAGGGAAUAGACAGGGCUUAAAGGAGUCCACUAUUUCCAAGCAAAAAAGGAACAUGGUGACCCCAUCUGGGAGUGAUAAGCCAAUAAUGAUUAGGCGUCCACCAACAGUUGUUUGCUAUAUUUGUGGUCGUGAAUAUGGAACAAAAUCUAUUGCCAUCCAUGAGCCACAAUGUCUUAAGAAGUGGCAUAAUGAAAACAAUUUGCUGCCAAAAGAAUUAAGAAGACCAGAACCCAAAAAACCAGAAAUUAGAACCAUUGAUGCCAAAGGGUUCUAUGAUCUCGAAGCCUUAAGUGAAGCAGCUUGGACAACUGCCCAGACCCUGUUGGUUCCCUGUAAUAAUUGUGGGCGCACCUUCCUGCCAGACAGACUGAUUGUUCACCAAAGAUCCUGUAAACCGAAAGUCGCCAAGUAA
Messenger RNA from Sorex araneus (European shrew), 1365 nucleotides. RefSeq names its product zinc finger protein 474. Bases 1 to 1365 code for a protein of 454 amino acids. Lineage: Eukaryota; Metazoa; Chordata; Mammalia; Eulipotyphla; Soricidae. The record is from RefSeq and is a predicted model, not a curated record. The transcript has 3 exons.